AUAGUGAAAGGUCAAAAUCGUCAGUCCGUUCACUUCAAUUUCAUCAUCGCUGUUCUCUCUCAUCUUCCUCCUGCAUUUCCUUCUUUUUCUUCAAUCCUCUGUAAAAUUUCUUUCGAUCUACCAAACCCAAUUGUUGUACCAGAAUUUUUGUUAACAGAAGAGGAGAUGAAAGAGAGUACUGGUAAUGGGCCGUUGAUUUUGGACAUAGAAGAUUUCAAGGGGGAUUUUUCGUUUGACGGGUUGUUUGGUAAUUUGGUGAAUGAGUUGUUACCAUCUUAUCAAGAUGAUGACACGGAUGCGCAUCAUGAUGGACAUGGUAAUAUUGGUGCCAACGAUGUAUUGCCAAAUGGGACAUUGCGGAUUUCAUCAGAGGCUACCAAGGUAGCACAAGGGCUCUCCAUGCCUUUGUUUCCGGAAGUAGAUUCUCUAUUGACACUCUUCAAGGAUUCUUGCAAGGAGUUAAUUGAUCUCCGUCAGCAGGUUGAUGGAAGGCUCAGCAGUCUUAGAAAGGAGGUCUCUCAACAGGAUGCUAAACAUCGAAAAACACUUGCUGAGCUGGAAAAAGGUGUAGAUGGGCUUUUUGAUAGCUUUGCAAGGUUAGAUUCGCGCAUCUCAAGCGUUGGACAGACUGCAGCUAAAAUUGGAGAUCAUCUACAGAGUGCAGAUGCUCAGCGAGAAACUGCAAGUCAAACAAUUGAUUUGAUAAAGUAUCUGAUGGAGUUCAACAGCACUCCUGGAGAUCUUAUGGAACUUUCACCUCUGUUUUCUGAUGAUAGCCGUGUUGCUGAGGCAGCUUCAAUUGCGCAGAAGCUACGGCAAUUUGCCGAAGAAGAUAUAGGAAGACAAGGGAUAGGAGUGCAAUCAACUACAGGUAACGCGACGGCCAGUAGAGGACUGGAAGUCGCUGUUGCUAAUCUCCAGGAGUAUUGUAAUGAAUUGGAGAAUAGAUUAUUACAAAGAUUUGAUACUGCAUCUCAGAGAAGGGAGCUAUCAACCAUGGCUGAAUGCGCAAAAAUAUUGUCCCAGUUUAACCGGGGAAGCAGUGCCAUGCAACAUUACGUGGCAACGCGUCCAAUGUUUAUUGAUGUGGAGAUCAUGAAUGCAGACAACAGAUUGGUUCUUGGUGAGCAGGGUUCACAAGCCAAUCCUAGUAAUGUUGCUCGUGGACUUUCCUCAUUAUACAAGGAGAUAGCAGAUACUGUAAGAAAAGAAUCUGCUACGAUAAUGGCUGUAUUUCCUUCCCCAAAUGAAGUUAUGGCAAUCCUUGUUCAGAGAGUUUUGGAACAAAGAGUCACGGCCCUUUUGGACAAGCUGUUGCAAAAGCCAUCUCUUCUCCAUCCACCUCCAUUGGAAGAGGGUGGGCUAUUAGUAUACCUCAGAAUGUUAGCUGUGGCAUAUGAGAAAACACAGGAACUUGCAAGGGACCUUCGUGCAGUGGGCUGUGGAGAUUUGGAUGUUGAAGGUCUAACGGAAUCUUUGUUUUCUGCACACAAGGAGGAUUACCAUGAACAUGAACAGGCCUCUCUUAGACAACUAUACCAAGCAAAGAUGGAAGAAUUGCGUGCUGAAAGUCUUGCUGAGUUAGGUGGCAGUGGGAGUAUUGGACGAUCUAAAGGAGCUUCUAUAGCAUCUAAUCACCAACAAAUAUCUGUUGCUGUGGUGACAGAAUUGGUACGUUGGAAUGAGGAAGCGGUGUCCAGGUGCAAUAUAUUUUCUUCACAGCCAUCUGUUCUUGCAGCAAAUGUAAGGGCGGUGUUCACAUGUGUCUUGGACCAAGUCAGCCAGUACUUGACUGAAGGCCUUGAAAGGGCUAGGGAAGGCUUGACAGAGGCUGCAGCUCUACGGGAAAGAUUUGUUUUGGGAACAAAUAUCAGCAGAAGAGUGGCCGCUGCUGCUGCUUCCGCUGCAGAAGCAGCUGCAGCCGCUGGUGAAAGCAGCUUCAGAUCUUUCAUGGUUGCUGUACAGCGUUGUGCAAGUAGUGUGGCUUUAGUCCAGCAAUAUUUUGCGAAUUCUAUAUCCCGGCUUUUACUGCCUGUUGAUGGGGCACAUGCUGCGUCAUGUGAGGAAAUGGCUACAGCGAUGUCUAAAGCAGAAUCUGCAGCCCAUAAAGGACUACAGCAAUGCAUUGACACUGUGAUGGCUGAGGUAGAAAGAUUGUUGUCAGCUGAGCAGAAGGCAACUGAUUACCGCUCACCAGAUGAUGGAAUUAUUCCUGAUCAUAGGGCUACUAGUGCAUGUACUAGAGUUGUUACAUAUCUCUCCCGUGUCCUGGAGUCUGCUUUCACUGCUCUAGAGGGUCUUAACAAGCAGGCGUUUCUUACUGAAAUGGGAAACCGCUUGCAUAAGUUGCUGCUCAGUCACUGGCAGAAGUUCACUUUCAAUCCCAGUGGGGGGUUACGACUGAAACGUGACAUAACAGAAUAUGGAGAAUUUGUGCGCAGCUUCAAUGCUCCUUCUAUCGACGAGAAAUUUGAAGUGUUGGGAAUCUUGGCCAAUGUCUUCAUUGUUGCUCCUGAAAGUCUGUCUACUCUGUUUGAGGGAUCACCAAGUAUCCGCAAAGACGCCCAAAGAUUUAUUCAGCUUCGAGAUGACUACAAGUCUGCCAAACUUGCGGCAAAACUCAGCUCAUUGUGGCCAAGUCUUGGUUGAUUUGAGGUUGCUAUUUCGAGUGAAAGGUUCAAUCUACUUCCCAGUUCGUCUAUGGAGAAGCUGUAAUUAUAUUAUAGCUUUUGCCAGCAUGCUUGAGCUACGUUGCUUUGAUCUGGGCAUCACGGCCAUCUGGUACGAGUAAAACUGUUUCUUCCUGUCGAAGUUUAUGGAAGUCUGAAGUUUCAGCUGCAUGUUGGAGUUGUAUAGAAGUUGACAGUUCUUUUUUCCAGCAUGUAUUUUAGUUCUUUAUUCUUUUGCUGGCUGUUAGAUUUGUACAUUUAGGUAAAUCUGGUUAGAUCUCAUAAUGAUUUUUGUUUAUGUUCUAGUAUUAGACCCUUUUCUUCGGCUUGUGCGACAAACAGAAGAUUGGUUUUCCUUCAAUUAAUUAUUUGAUUUGUUUUUUAUGCUA
Molecule: messenger RNA, 3058 nt
Organism: Beta vulgaris subsp. vulgaris (sugar beet)
Lineage: Eukaryota; Viridiplantae; Streptophyta; Magnoliopsida; Caryophyllales; Amaranthaceae
Product: exocyst complex component SEC10b
Exons: 25
Coding region: 166-2649 (827 amino acids)
Biological process (GO): Golgi to plasma membrane transport; exocytosis
Cellular component (GO): exocyst; cytoplasm
Source: RefSeq, a predicted model, not a curated record